CAAAAAUUGUGGUGUCCGAUUGAAAUAAGUUGAUAAUUCAGUGGCGCCUGAGAAAUUAACCCCCCCCAACAAAAAUCGGAACUAUUUUUUUUCUGGCAUUAUUUCCCUUUCUCCGAGCUGGUCUGCCUCUCAAGUAUCAGCCACAGAGAGCUCGAGAGAGAAUGGCCAUGGUGUCCUGGAACCUGGGCGUGGGUCCACACCCAAAGCUACUUCAAGUCUCUUGCAGAAAGAAAGAGAGGAACAGAGAUAACCAUCACCCUUACAAAGUAAUCGAAAUAACGCCUCCGCCCAAGAACCUUGGCGUUCGAUGCUUUCCCUCCAACCUACAAUGUGGGGAGAGUGUGACAAUAGAAGGCCAAACUUACACAAUCUCAGCUGUAACUCAUAGGUACCAGCUUCGGAAGGGGAAGUACGAACCUAGUGAGAAGAGGCUUGAUGUUUUGUCCACGGCGAGAUAUAUCUUAAAUUUGUACUUGGAAAAUUUACUAGAACAAUCAUGACAUUUUCUUUUAUGUUAUUAGUUCCACUCAAUCACUGCACACACAAUCUCAAAACAAAAUGAAGCGAAUGUGGUGUUCUUUAGUUUCCUUAUCACAUCGCUGUGCCAACUUGCUAGUUUGUCCAUGUACAGUGAAGGAGAAAAAGAAAAAGAAAAGCAAAAGCAGAGGGUCUGUAUUAUUAUUGCAAUGGAGAUAGAUGCUAUGAUUGUUUGUUUCCA
This is a messenger RNA of Prunus avium (sweet cherry), 718 nucleotides long. RefSeq lists its product as uncharacterized. NCBI's taxonomy places the organism in Eukaryota, Viridiplantae, Streptophyta, Magnoliopsida, Rosales, Rosaceae. The record is from RefSeq and is a predicted model, not a curated record.